AGAUACAACGCCGCGGCGCAAAUUGGUCCUCCGAUCGGCUAAUUAAACUACAAGCAAUCCAUGGACCGUCGUCGUCGUCCCCGUCAGCACUCCCUCGAGCUCGCAGCGCGCCCCGCAGCCGCCGGCCCGAGCCACGACGGCGGCACCAUGAGCUCCGAGCUGUACCUCGCCGUGUGCGGGGGUAGGAUGGAGGAAGCCAUGGCGCUGCUUCUGCGCCACCACGGUGAAUGUGAUUACCAAUCUGCUGCCUCAGGAUCAGGCAUAGACCAGCUGGUAAGCGCGGGGAGGAACACCGUCCUGCACUUAGCCGCGGUGCGAGGCCACGACGAGCUGAUCCAGGAGCUCUACGCAACAUACGGCGGCAGAAGCAACUUGCUGUCGUCCCAGAACUGGACGCUGGACACGCCGCUGCACUGCGCGGCGAGGGCGGGGCAGAGUAACACCGUGUCCCUCCUCGUCCAGCUCGCGCGAGACCAGGAUCAGGCUAGAAGCAUCCUGGGGAGCAGGAACGAGGCCGGGGACACAGCACUGCACCUGGCGGCGAGGCUCGGCCAUGGCGCCGCCGUGGAGGCCAUGGUCGCCGCCGCGCCGGACCUGGCCUCUGAGGCUAACGUGAACGCCGCCGGCGCCUCGCCGCUCUUCUUGGCGGUCAUGGGCGGGUCCGUGCCUGCCGUCAGAGCGAUCGCGGCCUUGUGUGGCUGUGGCGAUGCCUUGGACGCCGGCGCUGGCCUGAGGUCCCGGAAUGCUCUGCACGCCCCGGCCGUCUUCCACGGCUCGGGUCACCACGGGGAACAAUGGAGCGGCCUCGACAUAGGCGUAGCAAAACGGGCAGAGAAAACGUCGGGCAGCCUCGCGGUGAACUGAUAGCCGUCCUUGUUGCCACCACCAUGUCCUAAUCACUGCUCAGUCCGUUCCUAAAUACUUUUUUUUUCGAAAAAUUGAUGCACACAGUCAAGUUCCUAAAUACUUGUUGUUGUUGUUCUAGAAAACAAUAGGAGUAAGGGGUGCCAAUGCUCGAUGGCACAAGUGCGAGAAUUAUAUGUACGGUGCGUACG
Molecule: messenger RNA, 1055 nt
Organism: Brachypodium distachyon (stiff brome)
Lineage: Eukaryota; Viridiplantae; Streptophyta; Magnoliopsida; Poales; Poaceae
Product: ankyrin-1
Exons: 2
Coding region: 61-864 (267 amino acids)
Molecular function (GO): protein binding
Source: RefSeq, a predicted model, not a curated record